UAGGCGAGACGGUGAAUACGUCGUUCCUCGGAUUUUCCCGUUUCAUUAAUCGAUUUAUUAUAUUUGUUGAUUAGAAAAGGAACCUGCGAUGGGGGAAAACAUUUUUCUUUUCGUUCCCAACAUCAUUGGGUUCGGUAGGGUGAUCCUGGCUAUAAUAUCGUUUUAUUAUAUGCCAACGCAUUGCAUUCUCGCUUGCACAUGCUAUGUGACCUCUGCGUUCCUCGAUGCGUUUGACGGUCAUGCGGCAAGAUACUUCAAUCAAAGUACAAAGUUUGGUGCAAUGUUGGACCAAUUGACUGACCGUGCAGGAACUGCUUGUCUCAUGAUGACGCUAGCUACCUUCUAUCCCGACUACACAUUCUGGUUCCAAAUCUCCAUGGCAAUUGACAUUACAUGUCAUUGGCUCUACCUGCAUACUACGACUCUUCAAGGGAAGACCUCUCACAAAUUCAUUGAUAUGUCAGAAAACCCUAUAAUGCACUUGUAUUAUACUAAUAAGAAUGUGUUGUUCUUUAUGUGCGCUGGCAAUGAGGCUUUCUAUGCUGCUCUUUAUGUACUGCAUUUCUAUACUGGACCCACUGUUUUGGGCAUCGGUCUCUUCAAGUUGAUUGCACUCAUCUCCCUUCCUGUAGCAGUUGUGAAGGCAGCUAUCUCUGUACUACAUGGUUUUGUUGCUUCACUCAACCUUGCUACUAUCGAUGUUAAUGAACGGGCUGCAUUAAAGGAGAAACAGAAGUAAAUACUACUUAACUUGAUACUCAAUAUUAUAAUCUUGUUGCUGAAUAACAAAAAACCUUGAAUAUUAUAAAAAAUUUAAAUUAUUUAGCUAUGCAAAUUUAACAGAAACAAUGUGCAUGAAAUUAGUCCUAUUUGGCUCAAAUAUUAGUAAUUAAAACUCUUUACAUCUGCCAGUGCCAUAUCUGAGUGUUUAAAACCGUCUAUUCGUACUUAACACGAUUGGCCAUAAUUGCGCAAACAUCAGUAAAGCGCUCUUUUCGUUACUUCUAAAACUUGGCAUGGUGUGAUUAUUAAACAUGAUUUCGAGACUUCCAAUCAAAGUUACAAUAAACUUUGUUAAAUUUAAGUAUACUCUUAAGUAUACUAUCUCACUUUAUUAUAGGUGUCCUAUUUUGAUGGAACCAAUUGUAAGCUCUAAGAUUUCACUGACUAUUCCAAGGUACUGAGAGUUUUUUUGUGUUUAUAUAGGGAUGAGUAUUUAAUCGAACUUUGGUGAAGAAAUAAAAUUGUAUUUUAUUAUCACUCAGUACUAACAUAUUGUGGCCAAAUCUCAAUAUUGUUCAUAAGUAUCUUGUUUAUUUGGUGGAAAUUUAAAAAAUCAUAGAAAAGACUAGGUAUAUGGUAGCUUUCCCAUACUUAAUUUAUUCUUUCUAUAGAAGUGUUCUCCAAGCGUAUUAUGAUAACUUUGUCGGAGUUGUAUGUAUAUUACAAGUACUAAAGUACAUUUUUAUAUUUUGUUGCUUUUGUUUUACUAAUUUCACACCCUCAAUAAUAAAGUGACGAAGUUCGAAUAGUAACAUUUCGGGAAAUGAGAAAAUAUU
Molecule: messenger RNA, 1559 nt
Organism: Hyposmocoma kahamanoa
Lineage: Eukaryota; Metazoa; Arthropoda; Insecta; Lepidoptera; Cosmopterigidae
Gene: Pis
Product: CDP-diacylglycerol--inositol 3-phosphatidyltransferase
Exons: 4
Coding region: 89-739 (216 amino acids)
Biological process (GO): phosphatidylinositol biosynthetic process
Cellular component (GO): membrane; Golgi apparatus
Molecular function (GO): CDP-diacylglycerol-inositol 3-phosphatidyltransferase activity
Source: RefSeq, a predicted model, not a curated record